Molecule: messenger RNA, 1628 nt
Organism: Pogoniulus pusillus (Red-fronted tinkerbird)
Lineage: Eukaryota; Metazoa; Chordata; Aves; Piciformes; Lybiidae
Gene: ZNF475
Product: zinc finger protein 475
Exons: 5
Coding region: 361-1389 (342 amino acids)
Source: RefSeq, a predicted model, not a curated record
GGAGGCGGCUGCCGGGGUCUGCCAGCCCAGCGACACUUCCGGGGGCUCUGGCCGGCAGGGCGCGGGGCAAACUGAACCAAAGGUAACAUCAGAGCAGCGCAGAUCUUGUGAAAAUUUGGAAGUUUUGAGCUACUCUUUGGAGCGAAGGAUAAUGUAAAACCAAAGGGCAAGACAGAACCACACAGAGAUCCUGUUUCCCCACUGAAACCACCAUUAGGUGCAGUUUUUCAGCUUUGAAGUCCCUACUAUAUUCCAUCCCAUGAAACCUGAUUACAAAGAUGGAGCACUGUGCUGAAUAACAGAUUUUCCCAAGCACUUCAUGUGUAGAAGAGAGAAGUUUCUUGAAAUCUUGUACUCCUCAUGGAGGUAAAUGUCAAGAAAAAGGUGGUGAACAAAAUCUGCGAUCCUGUGCCAUGUACUGGAGAGGCCCCUGCCUGUGUUUCUCACAUCUUGCCUUCAGAGCAGGUUCCACCAUCUAACGUGUCAGAACUUCUCAGAAUUAUUCCCAGAGUAGCACAUCUAGAAGCUGAACCCCAGAAGAGGCGGCCAGCCACUGCAAUAAUAUCAAAAAGGGCAAAUUCUUCAAACAUGUCUGGGGCACCACUGAAUCGGCCUGUCAUCCCACCAAGAAGACCUUGUUUGAGAAUAUGCUAUAUCUGUGGCAGAGAAUUUGGGUCACAGUCUCUUUCUAUACAUGAACCUCAGUGCUUAGAGAAGUGGCGUACUGAAAACAAUCAGCUGCCAAAGCAUCUCAGAAGAGCAGAGCCCAGGAAACCAGAGGUCCUUGCUAAUGAUUCCUGUAGACUUACAGCUGACAAUGAGGCAGCUUAUCAUAGUGCUCAAGCCCAGCUCCUGCCCUGUGGAAACUGUGGCCGAACCUUCCUUCCUGACCGUCUCAUUGUGCACCAAAAAUCUUGUAGAGGAGGUAGCAGUAGUGUGGGACUGCCAAGUUCUAGCCUCCAUAAAUCCAACAAAGGCCCAGGCUCUGGGUAUGGCUCAGCGGGUGAAAAUCCAUCCAAGACCUGUCAAAGAAAGAGUGGGACUGCAUUAGACAAGGCAAAAGUGGUAAGACGGCCACCAACAGUGAUUUGUUACAUUUGUGGUCGUGAGUAUGGAACAAAAUCUAUUAGUAUCCAUGAGCCACAAUGCCUGAAGAAAUGGCACCAGGAGAAUGACAUGCUACCCAAACACUUGAGAAGGCCAGAGCCCAAAAAGCCUGAAGUCAGUUCCAUACAAGCCAAAGGUUUCUAUGAUCUCGAUACUUUAAAUGAGGCUGCCUGGACCAGUGCCCAGAACCAGCUAGUUCCAUGCAAUGUUUGUGGGCGUACUUUUCUUCCAGACAGACUGAUUGUCCACCAGCGGUCGUGUAAACCGAAACCUGCAAAGUGAAGUGGAUAUAGCAUACAUAUGCACACAUGCAUGCUCUCUCUUUCUCUCUGUCUCUCACACACGAUGUGUCUAUGCGUGCAUGAAUAUGCACAAUCAUUUUCCCAUAUCUUUCAGCCAAACAACAAGAGGAUUAAAAUCCAGCUGGAGAGCCAUGGCCAUCAAUCUGCAGUGUGUUGUCAGAUCAUGUGAUACAAAAGCUAUGUCAGGGGAAAUUUAGGCUCGAGGUGAGGAGAAAGUUC